CCCCCGUUCCUCUUUCCUCUCCCCUGCAACAGGAAGACACCGCAGAGACUUGGAGCUUCCUCCGGACUCAGCCAAUCAAAUGCACCCGGACAGUAAACUGACCAAUCAUGGAAAGACAGGUAACAGCAGCGGCCAGCCCCAGCCCCACAAUGUGAGCCAAGGCCCCACCUGCAGCCUGGGCACCAAGGGCGUAGGGGCAGGGAGCCAUGGGGGCAAAGUGGGGCAGCCCCCUCCUGGCAGCUCUGGACUGAAACCCACCCAGGCGCCCCUCCCCGUCUUUGGGGCCGUGAAGGGCAAAGUGAAGCGGGAGCGCAGUGUUUCCGUGGACUCUGCAGAGCGGCGAGAAGGUCACGCAGCCUCCCUGGACAAGGAGCUGAAAGGGGAAGUGGCUCCCCGGAGCAAGCGGCGCUGCGUGCUGGAGAGGAAGCAGCCCUACAGUGGGGACGAGUGGUGCUCCGGCCCCGACAGCGAGGAUGAGGAGAAGGCGCUUGGCGGCCCCCACAAUUGUAAUGUAGUGGAGUCGGCGAUGACCGCAGCCUCGCAGCUGGGCCCAGGGUCCAAUCCGCUGCCAGCCCUGAGUGAGAACAAUGCAUCCGGCACCCCUCCCACUUCGGCCCCCAGCCUGCGGCCCGAGACGGGGAGUGGGGGUGGGAAGCAGCCCCUGCAGGUGGUCUACGUCUUCACCACCCACCUGGCCAACACGGCUGCGGAUGCCGUACUUCAGGGCCGAGCGGACUCCAUUCUCGGCUACCACCAGCAGCACGUUCCCCGGGCCAAGCUGGACCAGGUCCCUGCCUCCAAGAUGGCCGCAGUGCCGGAGCCGCUGCCCUUGAGCCCCUCUCCCGCCAGCACCCCCCAGUCUCAGACCGCCGCGCCACCCAGCAGCCAAGCUCAAGGGCCGCCUCCGCCUCAUGCCCCACCCCCCCAGCCUCCGGCUCCUGCCCCACUGGGCCUUGGCCAAGGACCGCUGCCCUCCACGAACGCCCUGCCUCCAGAGGGGGCAGCUGCCGCUGACGACACCCGGAGAGACCUCACCCCCAACUCGGUGGGCAAUGGCGGCGGCAGCAGCACAGCCCCCAGCAGCACCCAUCCCAACACCCCCACGGCCGGGAGUGCUGCAGAUGGCCUGCUUGGGGAAGGAGCCCCACCCGGCCCCCCCUCUGCAGGGAAUGGCCCCCGCCACCCGCUGAACACCGAAGGCCUCUCCAAGGAGCAGCUGGAGCACCGAGAGCGGUCGCUACAGACCCUGCGGGACAUCGAACGCCUGCUCCUGCGCAGCACCGAGGCCGAGCCCUUCCUCAAGGGGGGGGCCCAGGGGCCGAGCGAGGGAGGAGGCCUUCUGCUGCCCCAGGCCCCUCCCCCCCAGCCGCCAGCCCCCCCCGCCAGCUCCAGCAUGAAGAAGUACGAAGAGCCGCCUCUGCAGUCCAUGAUCUCGCAGACCCAGAGCCUGGGGGGGCCGGGCUUGGAGCCAGAGGGGGCCGUGCCCCCCGGGGUCGACAUGGGCCAGCAGAUGAACCUGAUGAUGCAGCGGCUGGGCCAGGACAGCCUGACACCGGAGCAGGUGGCCUGGCGCAAGCUGCAGGAGGAGUACUACGAGGAGAAGCGCCGCAAAGAGGAGCAGGUCGGCAUCCACGGGGGCCGGCCCUUACCGGAGAUGCUGCUGCCGCCGCCCCCGCCGCCACAGGCCAUGAGCGGCAUGAUGCUGCGGGGGCCUCCCCCGCCCUACCACAGCAAGCCCGGGGAGCAGUGGCUGCUGCGUGGCAUGCCCGUGGACCCUCUGCCCGACCCCAUGCAGAUGCGGGCCCCCUUUGCCGGAGCACGCUUCCCCGGAGGCGGCGGCCAGAUGCAGCGGGGCUUUGGGGGGAUGCAGGCUGUGGCCCCCCUUGAGCCCCUGAGCGCCAUGCAGCGCCCGGCAAGGCCCGCCCUGGCCUGGAGCGAGGAGAUGCCCCUGGGCGGCCCUGGGAACUUUGCCCCCGGGAACCUGCCUUACCCGCCAGGGCAGGGCGAGGCCGAGCGCUUCCUCACCCCCCGGGUGCGGGAAGAGAUGCUGCGGCAGCAGCAGCAGCUGCUGGAGAAACGGCAGGGCGGGAUGCAGCGGCCGCUCGGCAUGGAGAUGGAGCGCCUGCUGCAGGCCCAUCGGCAGGUGGAGCCCGGCCUCUUUGCAGGGGAGGCGCUGGGCCUGGAGUUUGGGGGGGCGCGGGCAGUGCUGAGCCCCCCCCUGCGGGAGCUGGAGGCCUCCUUGGGGCCCGGCAACCUCAACAUGAACAUGAACCUCAACAUGAACAUGAACUUGAAUGUGCAGAUGGCGCCGCAGCAGCAGCAGCAGCAGAUGUUGAUGUCGCAGAAGCUGGUGCCCGCGGAGGAGGUGGCUCGGGCACGUGCGCCCAGCGGCAACGGAGCCAUGGUGGGGACCCCCCACAAGAUGCUGAUGGGCUCGCCGUUCCCUGGGCAAGGGCAGCAGCAGGGCCAGGGCCCCUACCCAGCCGUGUCGCAGGAGAUGGGAAGCGCGCCAGAGAUGUUUGGGACCACCCGGCUCAGCCACAUCCCCCUGCCCCCCACCACCCACGCCCCCUCUGCACACGUGCCCCAAGCCCCCACUAGGGGCCUCGGCCGGCGCCCUUCGGACCUGGCCCUCAACAUGGGGCAGAUGAACUCUCCCGGCGUGGGUCGCCUGAAGUCCCCGACGCUCAGCCAGGUGCACUCCCCACUGGGCAACUCCCCUUCUUCCAACCUGAAGUCCCCCCAGACGCCCUCGGCUAUGGUCAGCCUGCCAGCUGCCGGUGCCCCCAGCGGGGGGCCACUCAAGUCCCCUCAGGUGCUCAGCUCUGUGCUCAACGUCCGCUCCCCCACCAGCUCUCCCGGCCACCUCAAGUCGCCAUCCAUGGCCGCAUCCUCACCAGGCUGGGCACCAUCGCCCAAAAAUGCCCUCUCCAGCCCUGGCAUUGGGCAGAGCAAGCCAGCCCUCGGACUGAGCAACUCUGCACCCCUGGGCAACAUCGAGCAAGACCCGCCCCCGUCCCAGAACCCCCUCUCGCUCAUGAUGAGCCAGAUGUCCAAGUACGCCAUGCCCAGCUCCACCCCUCUCUACCACAACGCCAUCAAGACCAUCGCCACCUCUGAUGACGAGAUGCUGCCAGACCGGCCGAUGCUGCCGCCGGGGGGCAUGGCAGGCGUGGGAAGCACCCAGCCCAACCAGCUGCACAUGAACUCUGUGGGGGGGGCUGCCCCAGCACAGAGCCCGAUGGCCCUCAGCCUCCCCGGGCAGCAGCCGCUCUCCCAUGAGCCUCCGGCACCCAGCCUGGCCUCCCCAAGCCCACUGGGCCCCAACAUUCCCCUGCACAGCAGCGCUCCACCCCAGCCCGCACUGAUGCUGCCCCCCGGGGCCCAGGACCCGCUCGGCCAGUCGUGCGGCCCCCCCGGCCAGCUGGUGUUCCCCACUCGCCUCCAGCAGCCCCCCACCAAUGGGGGCGGCCUGCCUGGGGUGGGGGGGCCAGGUGUGCCGCAGCAGCAGCAGCACUACGCACCCGGCUUGGGGCUGCCCCCAGAGGAGCUGCCCCCACCGCAGCGCAUGGGGGGGAGGAUGCCCGAGCCCUACCCCCCCGCUGUACUCCCCGGCGUGGCUUCGGUGCUGAACGACCCCGAGCUGAGUGACGUCAUCCGCCCCACGCCCACCGGCAUCCCGGAGUUCGACCUGUCGCGCAUCAUCCCCUCCGAGAAACCCAGCAGCACUCUGCAGUACUUCCCAAAGGGCGACGGGCAGCCCCCCAAGGCACAGCCCCCCUCCAACCUCCACCUCAUGAACCUGCAGAACAUGAUGGUGGAGCAGGCCCCGGCUCGGCCCGGCCCCCAGGGCAUGCCCCGCUCCAUGGCCAUGUGCCACCCCGGACAGGUGCCCGUGCUGAGCAGGACAGGCCUGGCGCCCCAGCAAGCCAUGAUGGGCAACAGCAUGCACCAGGGCAUGAUGCUGCCCCAGCAGAGCCUGAUGGCCCAGCAGAACUUCCUGCUGAUGCAGGCCAAGCAGCGCAGCAUGUCCGUGUCGGGCGAGAUGUAUGCCCCCCCGGGCCACCUGCUCUCCCCCCAGGGCUCCCUCAUGGGCCCUCCCCCGCAGCAGAACCUCCUGGUCUCGCAUCCCAUGCGCCAGCGCAGCGUCUCCCUGGACAGCCAGAUGAGCUACGGGGGACCGGGAGCUGGCAGCAUGGCCAACCUGCCCUUCUGAGGACGCCAGUUGGGUUUGAACCAGCCCUGCGUGUGAAUCCUUCUUCCUUCCUUCCUCCCUCUCUGCUUUUCGUGAAGAGAAGCAGCCGACAUGUGCAAGAGGGAUCGGGAAAGCUGUAAAUAGGUGGGGGGAAGCAACAACGAAGUUUUGCUGGUUUGAAAUUGUUGUAUUUCUGUGUUUUAAUAGAAGCCUCAAAAACCUGUUUUGAAUGAAAC
Molecule: messenger RNA, 4431 nt
Organism: Heteronotia binoei (common prickly gecko)
Lineage: Eukaryota; Metazoa; Chordata; Lepidosauria; Squamata; Gekkonidae
Gene: BCL9L
Product: BCL9 like
Exons: 7
Coding region: 80-4216 (1378 amino acids)
Biological process (GO): positive regulation of transcription by RNA polymerase II; negative regulation of transforming growth factor beta receptor signaling pathway; canonical Wnt signaling pathway
Cellular component (GO): beta-catenin-TCF complex
Molecular function (GO): beta-catenin binding; transcription coactivator activity
Source: RefSeq, a predicted model, not a curated record